This is a messenger RNA of Heterostelium album PN500, 1656 nucleotides long. RefSeq lists its product as uncharacterized. The record is from RefSeq and is a predicted model, not a curated record. The transcript is spliced from 2 exons. NCBI's taxonomy places the organism in Eukaryota, Evosea, Eumycetozoa, Acytosteliales, Acytosteliaceae. Bases 1 to 1656 code for a protein of 551 amino acids.
AUGAAUACUUUACUAAAAAAGAGAACAUACCAGGAGGUGAUCACAAUCAAAGACUCGGAUGAUGAACAUCCUAUCAUUGUCGAACUAUCUGAUUCGGAUUCGUCGGAAUCGGAAUCAAUAUCAGAAAUAGAAGAUGAUUUCUCUUUCGUCAAUUUAGAAGGUAUCGAUUUCAAAGAUCUCAAUUCAUUGAUAAACUUAAAUAGAAUCUAUAAUCUCUAUUAUCAAUGUUUGGAGAGUGGAAACGAUAGUUUAAGAUCACAAUGUGUAAAGUUCUUUGUAGACUAUCAUAAGUGCAAGUUUAUUCAUUAUUUCGAUGUUCAAGGUUAUAUCAAGUUCAUUGUCGAUGUCUUCUUUGAUCCCAAGUUCAAUGUUUUCAACAACAUGUCAUCGUUUUUCACUGAUUCUCAUUUACCAACGAUAGAGGAUAUUUACAAUAGAAUAAUCAAUGAUAAAAGAAAACUUAAUGAAGUUGACCAUCAAUUAACGAAAAGAAUAGAGAUCUAUCAAGAAUGUUUUUAUUUUGGUGAUUUAGAUAGAAUCCAAGGUACCUUUAAAUAUCACUUUAAUGAUUUUUAUAACAAGCAAUUGGCAAAGAACAAUGACAAUGAGAAACAAGAACCAAACAAUCAAAAUUGUGAAUUUCGAUUGAAGAAGAAUACAAAUACAGGUAGUGAUUCAAUUUUCAUCAAUAAGGAAUCUAGUUGUUUUCUAUCAGAUCUAUUACUGGAUAGAAUCAUCUCAUUCUCUUUGAUAAACAAAGACAAAUCAGACUACAUCCUUGUCGAAUAUGUCAUGAACUUUUCUUUGGUUUCCAAAAAGUUCUUCAGAGUUGUAUCAAAGAUACUUACAAAAAGUUAUUACGAAUCGCACGGUCUCAUCAAUCUUGAGAGUGAAUACUCUCUUAUCCAAUCACCACCAUUGUUCUUUGAUUAUGAAUCGAUCAAAUACAUCAAAUAUGGUUGGAGUACCGAUCGUAUCAAUCAAUUAUUCGAAAGAGUCGAACUGUUUCUUAUCAAAUCUGACGAAUAUGAUUAUACCUGCACUGCUGAUCCUAUUCAAAGAGAUUAUAUAACUAAACAUUCAUUUGGCAAUUUACCUGAAGAGUAUUAUCAAGAAAGUAUUACAACAGAUGGUUACUUGGUACACCUUCCAGCAAUGCCGAAUCUAAAGAGCAUCACCGUCAAACGCUACUAUGGAUUCGAAGACAACUACAGUUCAUUUCUAACAUCGAUAUUUAAGAGCACACCGAAUGGUGAUGGUCAUGGAAUUGAAUCAUUCAAAAUCGAUAUCUACAAAGAUACUCAAGAAUUUUCUGGAGACUUUUGUAUCUUGGACUUCUUAAGUCCACUGUUACGAUUACACUCAAAAACUUUAAAAUCAAUCGAAUUCAAGUACAUCAAGAAUUGCGGUGUUCAAGAUAUGAAGGAAUUGCUAAAGAUAUUGAAAGAUUGGAUUCCAACAAUGGAACAACACAACUACUCAUUUAAAUUGUAUACCAACUAUCAAAAGUUAGAUAGAGCGUGUCGAGAUGAUCUAGAUCGAAAAGUACAACAAUAUUUCCUCAACCAAAAAGUCAAAAACAAUAUAUCAGACGAAGAUAUCGGUAUUUUCGAUGAUGCUGAUGACUAUGAUGAAGACGAUGAUUCUUAUGAAUAA